GACAUACAGAAUAAGUAUGGGCCAGACUUUGAUACGAGCAGCUAAAUGGACAUCAGCUCGAGAAGGUGACAGAGGAAGACUUGAAUUUUCUCCACAGAAUGAAACCAUUCUAAAUUUGAUUUCUCAAAUGGUUGAAACUUUCAACACCGAAUUUCCCCAAGAAUCAAUGGUGGUUUUUCAAUCACCCCUUAUAUGGUUCACAAAUCUCUGUCCUUCUGAUUUUCCUGAUGUUGAUUACGUUAAAACAGAGACAACAGUAGAGUCUGAAACAAGAGGGAGACAAGCAAGUGCUCCACUGCUUCAGCUGAGUCUCACUACUGCUAACAAAUACACACUAAAGGUGUCAUCAUUUGAAUAUCUUUCAUAUGUUAUGAAACUUGCAGGGCAUAAUAAAAUCAAGGAAACUAGGGCAUGUCUUGAAGCCAAUCCUGAUCCAGUGGCAAAAAUACUUGGAGAUGCUUUUGCUACAGUAGAAAAGGCAGAAGAUAAGGGAUUAUUACGAUAUGUUGACAUGGUCAUAAAAGAAGAAGCUGACAGAAAAUUGAAGCUGAUGGAAACUGAAAAGGAAGAAAAGAAAAGCCCUCAAGGAAACUUAGUGUCAGCAGGUCUAAAUUCUGCUAGCCUCAGGCUUUUCAUGUUGUUGCAGCAGCUCGACAUAACCUUGAUGAAAGAGACAGUGAAACAGAUGGCAGGACAAGUGCGACUUACUCCAGAAAGUGCAAGCAAGGAAGUCGCAUUGCUACAGUCACUCUGUGGUCCAACAAAAGAUAAACAUGCUUUACAGUCACUGUGGUACACAUCAGAAUAUACAUCUAAUAAUGGUUGUAGAGCUCCAUUAUGGAGGCAAGUUCAUGGUGACAUUUGUUAUGUGGUAGUUAAACCUUUUGAUGAUCCUCCAUUUUGUGUUACAUUCACAACAGCUGGAGUUUUUCAGAACAAGGGCUAUGAUAUUACAUCUGGAAGUGUAGAGUAUGAGAAAGAUGGAGAAUUAUAUCGAGAUCUCACCACGUUACUGAAAGAAAAGAACUUGCAUUUUUCUGAAACAGUCAACAAAAAGGAUUUUGCAUUGAAUUACCAAAUACCAAGCACAGCUGUAGUUGUUAAAUUUAGACAUGAAGAAAGUGAUAAAAUUAAAAUUGCUGAGAAAUUUAUGAAUGAAAAAGAUGAAGAAAACCAGUUUCUGUUGGACAAUCCUGACAAGAGGAAGAAAGAUCAUACUUCUGUUUGUAAAGAAGAGAAAACACCUAGUUACUCUCAAAAUGAAGCUAGAGUAAAGAAGGCCAAGAAUUCUGGGAAAAAGGAAAAAACCACAAGCAAAAAAAAUUCCUAUCAGAAACUUAAGAACAGAAGUGAAGAUCAUCGAAAGAUUUCUACCACAAAUGAAUUAUCAUCAUCAUCAGGUAAAAAAGGAUCUCUGAGUGUUACCUCCAAGAUCUCAAGUUCUAAAACAAGGAGUAUAUCCAGUAAAAGCCCUUUCCCAGUAAAAGAACAAUGGAGCAGCAGUGAUGAGAGUAGCUCCAGUGAAGAUGAUGAAGAUGCUGCUGAAGAAACUUGGAAGCAGUCAAAUAUUACAGAUCUUCCUUCUGAAUAUUGGCAGAUUCAGAAGCUGGUGAAAUAUUUGAAGGCAGGAAACCCAACAGCUACUGUAUUGGCUCUCUGCAUUUUACGAGACUAUGACCUGACCCAAGAAACUUCUCAGCUGGCAAUAAGAGAGGUGGGAGGAUUGGAUGUACUCUUAAACUUGUUGGAGACCAAUGAAGUAAAGUGUCAAAUUGGAGCAUUGAAAAUUUUACGAGAAAUUGCACAAAGCCCAGCAGUUAGAAAAUCUAUAGUGGAAUUAGAUGGACUAAAAUCCAUGGUAUCAGUUUUAUCAGAUCCAAACAUACAACUUAGAUCUCUUGUGGCUGAGACAAUAGCACAUGUUGCCAGAUAUCGUCGAGCUCAAAACAUUGUUCGAAGACGAGGAGCAAUUCCUUAUCUGAUUGAUCUGUUAGAUGUUCCUCAAUUAGUGCUUAAAAGCCCUGAGUCAGAACUCUCAGAUUAUCAGAAACUAUGUAUCAAAGGAGCUCAGACUGGUGCUCUUGCUUUGUGGAGUCUUAGUCACAGUAAAAGGAAUAAAAAAGCUAUUAGAACAGCUGGAGCUGUGCCUCUCCUUGGUCGACUCUUGAAAUGCCAACAUCAGGCUGUGCUGAUUCCAGUUGUUGGAACACUGCAAGAAUGUGCUUCUCGAGCAAGUUACAGGACUGCUAUUAAAGCAGAAGGAAUGCUGGAUGACAUCAUCCAUCAUCUGAGCUCUGAGAAUGUGGAUCUCCAGAUGCACUGUGCUGCAGCAAUUUACAAGUGUGCUGAAGAUUCCAGUGUUCGAGAACUUGUUGGUCGACUGGAAGGUUUGAAGCCUCUUGUCAAACUAAUCUCAAACACAGAGCUCCGAGAUAAGAGAGAGUUAAUGUCAGCAGUAACAGGAGCUAUCUGGAAAUGUGCUAAAAGUCCUGGAAACAUCAAUGAGUUAAAAACUCUUGGUGGUGUGGAGCUUUUGGUGGACUUGUUACACAACCAACCAGAAGAGGUACUAAUAAAAGUGGUAGGAGCUUUAAGCUGCUGUGCUGAAGAAGCUACUUGUCGUGUUACUAUCAGAAAAGCUGGAGGUAUAGGUCCUCUUGUCACACUGCUCACAAGAACCAACCAGAGUCUCCUAGUAAAUGUAACUAAAGCUGUAGGUGCUUGUGCUGUAGAUCAUGAAGGAAUGAGUAUUAUUGACAGUUUAGAUGGUGUUCGGCUGCUGUGGUCACAGCUGAAAAGUAGUAGUCCUGAAGUUCAAGCCAGUGCUGCUUGGGGACUUUGUCCUUGUAUACAGAAUACUAAGGAUGCUGGAGAAAUGGUUCGAAGUUUCGUUGGAGGAUUAGAGCUUAUUGUUAGCCUCUUAAAAUCUCAACACAAAGAAGUAUUGUCAGGUGUAUGUGCUGCCAUCUCCUGUAUUGCUCAGGAUGAGGAGAAUCUAGCUGUUAUUACUGACCAUGGAGUAGUGCCAGUGCUGGCUCAGCUAGCCUAUACAAAUGACAGUAAGCUAAGGCGCUAUCUAGCAGAAGCCAUAUGUCGAUGUUGUGCUUGGGGAAGUAAUCGGGCUGAUUUUGGUGAUGCUGGUGUUGUAGCCCCUCUAGUAAGCUAUCUGAAAUCAAACAAAGAGCAAGUUCGUCAGGCAGCCAUCUGUGCAUUACAUCAGUUAUCUUACGAGCCAAGCAACUGUGUGACCAUGCAUGCCACUAAUGCUGUUCCUCACCUCCUAAGGUUACUGGGAUCUGUUAAUGAAGUAAUUCAGGAAGCAGCAGCAGGAUGCCUUGGAAACAUUCGGCAGUUGGCCAUGGCAAGCGAAACGUCAUGACAUUCAUCAUGAAGGUUUCUCGGUACUUUUUCAGUCAUUAUUUGUUAUGUUUUAAAAUUUCAGUACAACCUAUAGAUUUGUCACACAAUUUAUUUAUAUUGAAUUUUUUGUUUUGAAGUUUUAAGUAUUUUACAUACAUUAUAAAUUCCUUGUCAUAGACAUCAAACAUUUGUAUUAAUUAUUU
Messenger RNA from Limulus polyphemus (Atlantic horseshoe crab), 3563 nucleotides. It is a transcript of the gene gudu, whose product is annotated as armadillo repeat-containing protein 4-like. The record is from RefSeq and is a predicted model, not a curated record. Lineage: Eukaryota; Metazoa; Arthropoda; Merostomata; Xiphosura; Limulidae. Gene Ontology annotation, molecular function: protein binding.